UCGUUAGAUCAUGAUUAUGGAAGUACCAGUGCUAGCAAAUCAAAAAUAUGGAUGAAAGUAAAAAGGGAGCGGUCAAAAAAGGCUGUUAAGAAAGCAGUAGAUCCAAGAAAACCCAUUAGAAUAACUCUAAGAACUGUAGCUGCUGACUGGGAGAGAAAAAAAGUACUACAGACAAGGAGGAGCAGCAGGUUGAAAGGCCGACAUGAUGUGCACACUGGUAAGAAAAAAGAAGACUGCACAGCAAAUUCUCAACCUGAGAACUUAGGGCAGGAUAAAACAGAGGCAGCACUAGAGGAGGUAUCACAGGAGUUAGAGGUUGGUGAAACUGAAUCUGAUGCUGCUGACCAGAUUUUACCCAAGGAGAAUGUUUUUACUGCCAGUGGGUCUGUGUCACCAUUCGCUUUUAUUCCUGAUGUCGCAGAAGAUGAUGUGCAGGAAUUUGACUUCCUACCAGCUGAAGCAGUGGAAAAACCUGACGAGGCUCAGGAGGAAUGCAAGACAGGGAGCAUGAUGAAGUAUGAAUGUGAGCAGUGUACUCGUUCAUUUCGUUACGAGAAGAGCUACCUGAAGCACAUUAGGGUUAGCCACGGGAUCAAGUCUGACACGACCUAUCGCUGUGAAAUCUGCCAGCAGACCUUUGCCAACCGCUCAAACCUAACUAUACACGAGCGGCACGUGCACAACGACGAGAGGCUUUUUAUCUGCGGGGUAUGCAGUAAAACCUUCAAACGCAAGAAAGAUGUGACGCGGCACAUGCGGCAAGUCCACGAGGGUGGAACGCCACGCCACACCUGCUCCAUCUGUGGCAAAUCUCUGAGCUCUAAAACAGCCCUGAACCUGCAUUCGAGGACACACACAGGAGACAAACCGUACAGCUGCACUGAGUGUGGAACCCGCUUCUCCCAGAGCUCAGCGCUCAAGACCCACCAGAGGAUCCACACCGGAGAGAAGCCUUUUGCAUGUGACAUGUGUGAUGCCAGGUUCACCCAGAACCACAUGCUGGCUUACCAUAAGCGAUCCCACACCGGAGAGAGGCCAUAUAUGUGUGAGAACUGUGGGAAAAGCUUUGCAUCCAAAGAAUACCUAAAACACCACGCCCGGAUCCACUCUGGUUUAAAGCCCUUCAAGUGUGAAAACUGUGGAAGAGCAUUUGCACAGCGGAACUCACUCCACCAGCAUAUGAAAAUACACACAGGUGAAAGGCCGUACCCCUGUACGGACUGUAAGAAACAGUUCACACAGCUCAAUGCUCUUCAGAGGCAUCAGAGAAUCCAUACAGGAGAAAAGCCAUAUAUGUGCAGCUUGUGUGGCCGAACCUUUACUGACAAAUCAACUGUCCGCCGACACGCCCUGACCCAUGACAAAAACACACCUUGGAAGAACUACCUGGUCGUGCUGCCAAAUAAUGUGGAAAAGAAAACGAAAACCUCCUCUCUGAAGAAGAGUAAGUCUGCACUAAAGUCAGAAAAACACCAGGCACAAGAAAAGCAGAGUCUGGCCGAGACUGAGAAGACAGCAGAGCCAGUAACCAUCUCUGGAGAAUGGCCCAGCACUGGAACCAUCACUGUAGUCAGGCAUGCAACACUGGGCAACCUGACAGUUAUCCAAACAGAGGUGACUCCUGGGACACAGCUGCAGCCCAUCGUCACCGCAGACGGAGCAGGUGUCAUUUCUCUGGACGGUUCAACCGUUGGCAUUCCUGUUGCUGUGCCAUUUCCAAUUUCCAUCUCGGUUGCACGUUCCAUUUCUGACUCGGCAUCACUGACUGGUGCAGUCACUCUCUGUGAACCAGCCACAGUUUCUGAUGCAGUUUUGGCUCCUACAGCCUCAUCCAUAACCACAGUCACAGACUCCAUUCUCAGUGCUCCAGUUGAAGUCACUUUAUCGGAGCCUGAGGCAGCACAGCUGGUGGAACAGUCUGUUCAGCCACAGGAUUCAGAUUCCCAACAGGCAACAACUGAUCAAGAAGAUCCGCAGACCACAAAAUCUGAAUCCAUGGAGAUCUCAACAAGAGAAUAAUUUUGAAUGUUUUAUACGGUCGUUUUUUUUGUGCAUGCGGGAGUGAACAAAAAUGACUGCCUAGAAGACUAGUGAUUACCAUCAUUAUUUUUGUCCCAUCUAUCACCUAGAGAAAAAGUCUCCUACCAAUUUUGCAUGCCUUUUGAAUGUGGUUUCAUGUAAUUGUGGUGGCUUGGAAAAAAAUACACAAGUACUAAAAUAAAACAGCAUCCAAUGGAAUUCGAUCUUGCACUGACUUAUAAACUGUCCCAAAUGGGUUUACACUCAUUUCCUCAAGGAUUGUGCAUCAUAGUACCUCACCCUGAAGAUAUCUCCCAAGUGCACAAUUAGGAGAGGGAGCACAAGGCUUAUAGCACAAUUUGGGGAUGUAUAGUUUAAAAAGUCCAUUGUUUUUACAAAAGUUGUAAGUGCUGUAAAUCUUAGGCUAACAUUUUAGCAAGUGACCUUAAUUAACUUUCACUUGACAGAUUUAAAUGUUUUUUAUUUAAUGAAUCUGCACUCGACUGCAUAUUUCUCCAUUUUGGAGAAAUAUACAGUCAUGCAGGUCAUAGUCAUUCAGCAGAUGAUUGACUCUGUGUACUGGUGUCACUGGUUACAGUUGUAUUAGCUUACAAGAAGUUAGGACUGGACUUGCCCUGCCCAGUGGGCUAUCGAUUUUGGAUUUGAUCAUUUCUGAAUGUACUACUCAUUUCUGCUUUAUAUGUAUAAAAUGAUGCUAUUUCUUUAGAAAAUUGUGAUUAGCUUGGAAAGUACUGAUUUAUUUGUUAUAUUUAAUUUAUGGUACAAGAAAAAUUAAGAAUCAAAUGUUUUAUACAUUCAUUUUUAAUAACUGCUUCUUCCUGAUGAGAGUGGAUCUAUCCAAUCCAAAAACAAUAGGAACAGGGUGAAAUGCACCAUGGAUAGGGUACCAAUCUAUCAGGGGCAGUGAUAGCUCAGUGGUAAAGGUGCUGGUGUAGUAAACAGAAGGUCGCCGGUUCAAGCCUCGCCACCACCAAGUUGCCACUGUUGGGUCCCUGAGCAAGGCCCUUAACCCUCAAUUGCUUAUCGUGUAAGUUGCUUUGGAUAAAAGCGUCUGUUAAAUGAUGUAAAUGUAACUAUCACAGAGAAUCAUACUUGUAGAGCAGCAUGCACAGCAAACCAUUGUUUUCAGAUGGCACCAGACCCUGACCAAGUGGCAGUUAGUAAAAAUUAAUAAAUGAAUGAAUAUUAUAUACAAAUGAUUGAUCUUUGAAAAAUGAUGUGAAACUCUGAGCCUUUAACUCUCAAUUGCAAAGAUUAUGUUAGAACAUAAGUCAAUAAAAGCAUCUGCAAAAUUUAA
Messenger RNA from Trichomycterus rosablanca, 3337 nucleotides. RefSeq names its product GDNF-inducible zinc finger protein 1 (gene gzf1). The record is from RefSeq and is a predicted model, not a curated record. Gene Ontology annotation, biological process: regulation of transcription by RNA polymerase II. Gene Ontology annotation, molecular function: DNA-binding transcription factor activity, RNA polymerase II-specific; RNA polymerase II cis-regulatory region sequence-specific DNA binding. NCBI's taxonomy places the organism in Eukaryota, Metazoa, Chordata, Actinopteri, Siluriformes, Trichomycteridae. The transcript has 5 exons. Gene Ontology annotation, cellular component: nucleus. The coding region runs from base 52 to 2019 and encodes 655 amino acids.